Molecule: messenger RNA, 378 nt
Organism: Symbiodinium sp. CCMP2592
Lineage: Eukaryota; Dinophyceae; Suessiales; Symbiodiniaceae
Source: the annotation of a GenBank genome assembly
AUGUCUAUGUUCGACGACGACCUUGGCCAGGAGCUGCAUACAGAGGAAGCUGUGAAGCCGAAGUCCUCCUUGAAGCCUCGUCGGGGCAGCCGACGACAGAGUCGGCGAGUCAGUCAGGCAGGCGUAGAUGCUGCCGUGGCCGCAGCGGUGGGAGAGAAGUCGGAGGCCCCGAACGACAACAUCGGCAAGGCCCUGUCAAAGAUCACGGGCCAGGCCAAAGCCUUGAAGUUUGCCAUGGACCUGGCACAGAAGGCUAUGCAACAGGCGGAACAGCUCGGCUUGAGGAGAGAUUGGAUGCAAUUUGCUAGGCAUAUGAUGCCCGAGACGAAGAGGACCGAUGUGAACUGCAUGCUAUUUUCCACCGAUCUUCGCAGGUGA